Molecule: messenger RNA, 1266 nt
Organism: Podospora anserina S mat+
Lineage: Eukaryota; Fungi; Ascomycota; Sordariomycetes; Sordariales; Podosporaceae
Exons: 2
Coding region: 1-1266 (421 amino acids)
Cellular component (GO): plasma membrane; fungal-type vacuole
Source: RefSeq, a predicted model, not a curated record
AUGACUAUGAUGGAUCCCGGUCAGGCUGUCUAUCUCUCCUACCAGGUUCCUCCUGCCGGAAAUGCAGUAAUGCUUGCUGCCUUUGCUGCCUUGGUUCCGCUCAACAUCUUCACAGGAAUACGGUACAAGACACCAUUAUACACCUCUCUCCUCACAGCGGCCCUCAUCGUCGAAGUUGUCGCCCAUGUUGCAAGGAUAUUUCUCAGCACCGAGUCUGCAAGUCCAGCGUACUUUGCGGUGUAUAUGGUCGGAACGCACUGGGGAGCUACCUUUGUCGGAUCAGCCAUCUACCUUGUUCUGCCUCAUGUCACUGUGCUCUACGGUCAGGAAUUUCGGCUCGUGUCCAACGCCCUCUACAUCAACAUCUUCUUUACGAUCAUGGAUAUCUUUUCUUUGGUCUUCCAAUCCGUGGGCAUUAUUUAUGCUGCCAGCGCAACAUCAGCGUCACAGGUUGAUCAGGCCGUCAACAUUCUGCUGACAGGACUUGCCUUCCAAACUACGACUCUGGUCGCCUUCUUGGGUGGUUAUCGCUAUUUCUGGUACAAAAUCGACCAUCGACGCUACGUCUUGGACAAUACCUUCUCUGCAACAUACUCAUCUCGCCGAUUCAAACAAUUUAUGUUGGUUGUCCAAGCAGCUGGAUGUCUCCUUGUACUUCGAACCGCCUUGCGAAUCGCUGGGUCUUCCGGCGGUCUUGGCAGUUCGCUUGCCGUUUCCCAAGUCGUAUCUUUCCUCCUCGACGACACCCUCGUUCUUCUAGCGAUUCUUAUCCUCACACUUUGGCCAGUAGGGCGCGCCUUUGGACCCUCGUGGACCGAUACCUCCCCAUUGGCAUCCCCCGACGCCCUCAGUGACCUCCCUCUGCGACGGCACUUUCAUCGCCAUUCCCGAAGGCAGAUCCUCCACAAGCGCCAUUUAUUGCAGCCAUAUAACGCCUCCGAGGUACCAUCACCUUACACACCCAGCCAUGCCGGCUCGGGGCUUCCAUCGUCUGUUUGCCCGUUAAGACACCGCCCCUCACCGCUUGAGCCUUCUCUCGCUUCUCCGAGAAACAACCCCGUCUAUCAGCGCGCGCCCUACGAGCAAUCGCCGACAGGCACUGUGCCGUAUAUCUCUCCUGAGCAGAGCCCAAAGAUGUUCAUGACAGCGGCAUCACCUGGGCAGUAUCAGGACGGAAGUUGGAAGAAAGCCAAGAGCUCGCCACGUGGGCCGACAAGCCCGGAGCCAAUAUCCAAAAUGGUGAGAAGUAAUGAUCUGUGGAAUUAG